AGCAUCUUCCGCAGUGCCUAGUGUUUUCAACUUUUCACGCUUGCACCUCUUUCUCUCCUGUAUUACUCUCCCACAUAAAUACGGACAAGAUGGCCUCUAUCACCAAGGCUCUCAGGCCCCUUGCACGCGCUGCUACGGCCUCAUCACGACCGCUGCGACCUAAAUUCUCAAGAACGGCCCCGCAGUUACGAUGGCUCUCAGCGUCUGUUCCCCGACGUGAUAUGGACAUUUCGGAUAUCCCUCCCACGCCCAUCACCCACCUCUCGGAGACCGAAGCCCUUAUGGCAGACUCGGUAUCCAAAUUCGCCCAUGAUGCAAUUCUUCCAAAGGUCCGAGAGAUGGAUGAAGCAGAAUCAAUGGAUCCAGUUGUAGUGGAGCAGCUCUUCGAGCAGGGUCUCAUGGGCGUAGAGAUUCCGGAGGAAUAUGGUGGAUCGGGAAUGAACUUCACUUCAGCAAUCAUUGCCAUCGAAGAGUUAGCGAGGGUGGACCCCAGCGUAAGCGUGUUGGCUGAUGUGCACAAUACGUUGUGCAAUACUGCAAUUCUGAAGUAUGGUUCUGAGAAGCUCAAGAAAGAGUGGCUGCCGAGGUUAGCAACAAACACAGUUGGAUCCUUCUGCCUUUCGGAACCAGUAUCAGGGUCGGAUGCCUUUGCCCUCGCCACCAAGGCUACUCGCACAGAGAAUGGGUACAAGAUCAACGGGAGCAAGAUGUGGAUAACGAACAGCGUGGAGGCCAACUUCUUCAUCGUGUUUGCCAAUCUAGAUCCGAGCAAGAAGUACAAAGGGAUUACAGCCUUCAUUGUAGAAAAGAGCACGCCCGGCUUCUCCAUUGCCAAGAAGGAGAAGAAGCUCGGUAUCAAAGCUAGCAGCACCUGCGUGAUCAACUUCGAUGACGUGGAGAUACCUAAGGACAAUCUUCUUGGAGACGAAUUUGAGGGCUACAAGUAUGCAAUUGGCCUUCUGAACGAAGGGCGCAUUGGCAUCGCGGCACAAAUGACGGGCCUCGCCUUAGGGGCUUUCGAAAAUGCAGCUGGCUAUGUAUGGAACGAUCGCAAGCAGUUCGGUCAGCUCAUCGGUGAAUUCCAAGGUAUGCAGCACCAGCUAGCCCAAGCUUGGGUUGAAAUUCAGGCUGCGCGCGCACUAGUGUACAAUGCUGCGCGCAAAAAGGAAGCGGGCGAAGACUUCGUGAUGGAUGCCGCCAUGGCUAAAUUAUACGCCUCGCAGGUCGCCGGCAAAGUCUCGGGUCAAGCCGUUGAAUGGAUGGGAGGCAUGGGUUUUGUGCGAGAGGGACUAGCGGAAAAAUACUUCAGGGACAGUAAGAUUGGAGCAAUUUACGAGGGGACAAGCAACAUUCAACUAACAACGAUUGCGAGACACUUGCAAAAGACCUAUACGAGGUAGGUAAGAUGAGGUGUUGUUUGUUUUGGGUGUUCGUUGGAUUUCCCUCUUGGGAUGCAACUGCAUAGUGGCUCUGGAUGAUGGACGAAUUAUGUGUAUUGUAGAAAGAAAAGAAAAUGGGCAAGAGGGGUUUUUUUUUUUUG
Messenger RNA from Lindgomyces ingoldianus, 1540 nucleotides. Its product is annotated as acyl-CoA dehydrogenase NM domain-like protein. Lineage: Eukaryota; Fungi; Ascomycota; Dothideomycetes; Pleosporales; Lindgomycetaceae. The record is from RefSeq and is a predicted model, not a curated record. The transcript is spliced from 4 exons. Gene Ontology annotation, molecular function: acyl-CoA dehydrogenase activity; flavin adenine dinucleotide binding. Gene Ontology annotation, cellular component: mitochondrion. Bases 90 to 1400 code for a protein of 436 amino acids.